GUGGUUUGGCUAUUCCGAGUUGCAAAUACACAAAACAAAAUCACUGAAAGAGUGAAAGUCCCAAUCUUUUCUUUUUUAAUGGUGGCCUCUUCUAUCUUUCUCCCUAUUUUCUCUAUCUUCUUCUUCUUCCAUUCUCCCUUCUUUUAACCGCUAAUUUACUUAUCCAAUUCACUCAUAUCUUCCAUGAAAACAUAAACCCUUAUCUUCUUCUCCAUUUUUAGAAAAAAAAGCUUCAAUCUUUAAGCUCUGUUUGUUUGGCUCCAAUGGAGGGAACUAUAUUCCCAAACAGACCAACAUUACCAAUUCAACAAGCAAAACCAAAACCAAUUUCACAACCAAACAUUUCCUUAAAAUUUAGUUCUGCAACAUUACCUCUUCCUCCUCAACCUCCAAACCCACCUUCUUCACUUGCUUUUGAUUCACUUCUUCAACAUCUUCUUCACCUUUCUUCCACUUCAAACACUACCCAUUUCCCUAAACUAAUCAAAUCAUCAUCAAAUUCCAAGAAUACCCUUUUACCAUCUCUCCCAAUUUCUUCACUAGACUCCUUUAAUCAGCCUGUUUUUAGUGGGUCCACCUCAAAUUCUGCCACCCAAUUGGCCAAUCAAGAAGAUAAGACUGUUGUUCUUCCUUCUUUGGAUGAUGGUUCACUUGAUUUUUUAUCUGAUAUGAGUAAGUUGUUGUUGAAUUCUAUAUUAGAAAGACCAUUAUCUAGUUUAAAUGCUUUUUUUGAUUCUGUGAAGUUUGAUUUGCUUGAUGCUGAUUUUGUCAGUUUAUUGAAAGGAUUGUAUGUUUUGGGGAAUUGGGAAAAAGCUGUUUUGUUGUUUGAAUGGGGUUCAUUGAAUGUUAGGUCUCAAGAUAAGAAAAUGGAUUAUCAGGCUGUUGAGUUAAUGGCUAGAAUUUUAGGUAGGGAAUCACAGCAUACAAUUGCUGCUAAAUUGUUUGAUGUGAUUCCUCUUGAAGAGUAUUGUUUAGAUGUUCGAGCUUAUACGUCGAUUCUUCAUGCCUAUGCUCGAAGUGGCAAGUAUGAUAGGGCGGUUUCGAUAUUUGAGAACAUGAAGGAGAAGGGUUUACUUCCAACUUUAGUUACUUAUAAUGUAAUGCUGGAUGUUUAUGGUAAGAUGGGUAGGUCUUGGGAUAAGAUUUUGUGUCUUUUAGAUGAGAUGAAAAGUAAAGGGCUUAAGUUUGAUGAGUUUACUUGUAGCACUGUGAUUGCUGCUUGUGGUAGGGAAGGUUUGUUGGAUGAGGCAAGGAAUUUUUUCACUCAGUUGAAAUUACAGGGUUAUGUGCCUGGAACUGUUACUUAUAACUCGUUGCUUCAAGUGUUUGGGAAAGCCGGGGUUUACUCUGAGGCUUUGAGCAUCUUGAAAGAAAUGGAGGACAAUGGUUGUCCUCCUGAUUCUGUAACUUAUAACGAGCUAGUUGGUACUUACGUGAGGGCAGGGUUUCUUGAAGAAGGCGCUGCUGUGAUAGAUACAAUGACGCUUAAGGGUAUGAUGCCAAAUGCAAUUACUUAUACUACUGUGAUCGAUGCAUAUGGGAAGGCUGGAAAGGUUGAUGAGGCUUUGGCAUUGUUUAACCAUAUGAAGGCUUCUGGUUGUGUUCCCAAUGUUUGUACAUAUAAUGCUAUCCUUGGGAUGCUAGGGAAGAAGUCAAGAUCAGAACAGAUGAUAGAGAUCUUGUGCGACAUGAAGGUAACUAGGUGCUCCCCUAAUCGGAUCACAUGGAAUACAAUGCUUGCAAUGUGUGGUAGUACUGGCAAGGAGAAGUAUGUGAACCAGGUUUUGCAAGAGAUGAAGCGUAGUGGUUUUGAGCCUGACCGAGACACAUUCAACACUUUGAUCAGUGCAUAUGGCAGGUGUGGUUCACGGGUUGAUGCCACAAAGAUGUUUGAGGAGAUGAUGGAAGCGGGAUUUAGCCCUUGUGUCACGACUUACAAUGCUUUUUUGAAUGUGUUGGCUAGAAAGGGAGAUUGGAAAGCAGGAGAAUUAAUCAUUCUUGACAUGAAGAGCAAGGGAUUUAAGCCUAAUGACACCUCUUACUCCUCAAUGAUUCAAUGUUAUGCAAAGGGAGGGAAUGUGAAGGGCAUACAAAGUAUUGAAAAGGAAAUAUAUCAAGGAGACAUCUUUCCGAGCUGGAUGCUUCUAAGAACCCUAAUCCUUGCAAACUUCAAAUGUAGGGCUCUUUCAGGAAUGGAGAGAGCAUUCAGAGAGUUGAGAAAAAGUGGGUAUAAACCUGAUUUGGUUGUAUACAACUCAAUGCUCUCAAUCUUUGCAAGGAACAAAAUGUUUGACCGUGCUCAUGGUAUCUUGGACUCGAUUCAAGAGAGUGGAUUAGAGCCAGAUCUAAUAACCUACAAUAGUUUGAUGGAUAUGCAUGCAAGAGCCGGGGAAUGUUGGAAGGCAGACGAGGUAUUAAGAAAGCUGCUGAAAAGCGGUGGAAGACCUGAUCUUGUGUCUUAUAACACUGUGAUCAAAGGGUUUUGCAGGCAAGGUCUGAUGGAGGAAGCAAUUAAGAUUAUGUCAGAGAUGAGUACACGAGGGAUACGCCCAUGCAUCGUUACAUACAACACAUUCGUCGCUGGUUAUGCAGGGCGAGGGAUGUUUUCAGAGGUUGAUGAAGUUAUAAGUUACAUGAUUCAGCAUGGUUGUUGUCCUAAUGAAUUGACUUACAAAAUUGUUGUAGAUUCUUACUGUAAAGUCCAAAAACACAGAGAAGCUUUCGAUUUUGUUUCCCGAAUUAAGGAGAAAGAUCAAUCUUUUGAUGAUCAAUCUUUGUAUCGGCUCUCAUCUCGCAUUAGGGAGGAUGUGCAGUUUUGAUAACUUCUUCAUGUAUUUUAUGUAUUAUAGGGAUUGUUGAAGGUCCUGUUUCCCAGUUUUGCCAUCUUUUCGUUUGAUUACUGUAAUUCAGAUAAGGCAGAUUUUUUACUGAUAUGUUCAUCAGAGGAUGAGAAAUUCUUACACUACAACAAUUGCUAGUUUUACCAAGGUGAAGCUUGAAUAUUAUGUGUAGUUUCUCUCUUUGAAUAUUUAUCUUAGUAAAUACUUAUGAUGUUUCGAUUCUUCA
Messenger RNA from Beta vulgaris subsp. vulgaris (sugar beet), 3066 nucleotides. Its product is annotated as pentatricopeptide repeat-containing protein At2g18940, chloroplastic. The record is from RefSeq and is a predicted model, not a curated record. The coding region runs from base 264 to 2819 and encodes 851 amino acids. Gene Ontology annotation, molecular function: protein binding. The transcript has a single exon. Lineage: Eukaryota; Viridiplantae; Streptophyta; Magnoliopsida; Caryophyllales; Amaranthaceae.